AUGGAGAGGGCAGCACCUGGAGGCAGGGAACGCUUCAGCUGGGAUGGCUGGAAAAAUUUGCUGCUGCCCCAGUUAAACAGACAGUCUCUUUAUGUGUACGGCAGUGAAGUGGCUGUGGAGAGGGAGUGCAUCAGACAAAGAGAAAGAGGAGUCUUCGUGAUCCAUCCCUUCAGUCCUUUAAGGUACUGUUACACGAUGUGCAUGGUUGCCAUCACUUUUCUGAACCUGAUUGGGAUCCCGAUAGAGAUUGCCUUUUUAGAUGGCCAGACAGGAGUUGGCUGGGAGGGUUUCAAUGUCUUCUCAGACACACUGUUCUUGAUUGACGUUGGGCUCAACUUUCGGAUGGGCAUAAUUGCAGAGGACAGUGAGGCAGCAAUUCUUGAUCUAAAGUGCAUUCGACAAAAUUAUUUAAAGAGCUGGUUUAUACCAGAUGUGAUAGCAGCAUUUCCAGUUGGUUACAUAAUACUAAUUGCGGACCUACAGUAUCACAGUGACUCUUCCAAAGCCAGUAAAAUGGUACGUAUCCUCAUGUUUGUGAGAAUCCUCAGCCUUGUCCGUCUGCUGCGUGUAUCCCGGCUCGUCAGGUUUUUUAAUGAAGUUGAGAAAGUUUCAAAUGCAAAUCUGGAGGUGGUUCGAGUGUUCUUUAGAAUUUUGUCUUUGUUUAUGAUGAUUUUUCUCCUGUGCCACUGGAACGGCUGUGUGCAGUAUUUUGUUCCAAUGCUGGAAGAAUUCCCUUCAGACUGCUGGGUGCGGCAUGAGGUGGAGCUGUGGAUUGUCAUGACUAGCAUUGUGUCAGGGGCACUUAUGUAUACAGUCCUGGUUGCCAACACUGUUGCCCUAUUGACUGAUGCAGACAUCCCAGCAAGAAUAUAUAAGAGCAAGAUGAAUCAUCUGGAAGACUAUAUGGUCUUCAUGAAGCUUCCUAAAGCCUUGCGUCUUCGCAUAAGCAAUUACUUUCAGGCUCGCUAUCAGGGGAAGUGGUAUGAAGAGAAGGAUGUUCUAAAUUGGGUGUCUUCAUCACUUAGAGAGGAAAUUUUGAUGACCAUGUGCUCGGGCCUUGUGAGAAAAGUUCCCCUGUUCCAGAACUGUGAUGUGAACUUCAUCAGCUCGAUUGUCUCAGAACUACAGUAUGAGGUUUUCCAGGAGGGUGAUGUCAUCAUGUGUCAGAACACUCCGGGUGAUCGCAUGUUCUUCAUUGAGCAUGGACAGGUAGUUUUGGAGACAGACUCUUUUCAGCAGGAGCUGUGUGAUGGUGACUAUUUUGGAGAGACUUGUCUCCUGACCAGAGGAAGGCGUUUGUCUACAGUUCAAGCACAGACCAUAUGUCAACUCUUCUCUCUGUGUGUGGAUAGUUUUUAUAGAGUCCUUCGUAAUUACCCAGAGGUUAUGACAGAUAUCUACAGAGAACACCUCAGUGGCGAUUGA
Molecule: messenger RNA, 1425 nt
Organism: Colossoma macropomum (tambaqui)
Lineage: Eukaryota; Metazoa; Chordata; Actinopteri; Characiformes; Serrasalmidae
Product: potassium/sodium hyperpolarization-activated cyclic nucleotide-gated channel 1-like
Exons: 9
Coding region: 1-1425 (474 amino acids)
Biological process (GO): transmembrane transport; monoatomic ion transport
Cellular component (GO): membrane
Molecular function (GO): monoatomic ion channel activity
Source: RefSeq, a predicted model, not a curated record